Oncorhynchus gorbuscha (pink salmon) is the source of this 717-nucleotide messenger RNA. RefSeq names its product phytanoyl-CoA dioxygenase domain-containing protein 1-like. Lineage: Eukaryota; Metazoa; Chordata; Actinopteri; Salmoniformes; Salmonidae. Bases 1 to 717 code for a protein of 238 amino acids. The record is from RefSeq and is a predicted model, not a curated record. The transcript has 6 exons.
AUGAAGGAACGUUACAACCAGCAGGGAUUCCUCUCUGCCGUACCGGUCCUAGACAACACAGAGCUGAGGGAGGCCAGACAGGCCUUCAACCACCUGGAGAGAGAGUUUGGUGAGGAGUAUACCCAGUACAGUCUCCACAAUGUGCACCUGCAGUACCCCUGGGUGAUGGGCCUGGCCAAACACCCCCACAUCCUACAGGUGGUACAGUCCAUCCUGGGCUCUGAUGUCAUCCUGCUAGACUCACGCUUCAUCUGCAAGUACCCAACAACCCCCACACCCCACCCCACAGCCACACAGUACUGGGGAAUAGCUGGGGGUCCAGUCCUGUCGGUGUGGCUGGCUCUAGACGACUCACUGGCAGAAAACGGAGCCCUGAAGGUCAUCCCAGGAAGCCACUGCUCUGGCAUGCUGCCCCACCAACUCGCCUCCCGCCCCGGAAACAUGCUGUCAGUCAACCAGGAGAUCCCUGAGGAGCUGGUGCAAACGGAUAGCGCUCUACUCUGCCCCCUGCUGGCUGGGCAGAUGUCUAUCCAUGAUGGGUUCCUGGUCCACGCCAGUGACCCCAACACAUCCCAGAAGAGACGCUGUGGCUUCGUGAUCCGAUACGUCCCUACCUGUGCCUACCCUAUACAGGACCCAGACCGUCCCAGGCGUUUCCAUGCUACAGUGAUGGCCAGUGGAUCAGACCAGUUCAGUCACUUCUCCACCUUGCUGUGA